Cylicostephanus goldi is the source of this 516-nucleotide messenger RNA. The record is from the annotation of a GenBank genome assembly. NCBI's taxonomy places the organism in Eukaryota, Metazoa, Nematoda, Chromadorea, Rhabditida, Strongylidae.
AUGGAUGAGUCCACCUUAACAUUAACACCAUGUGGAGAAUUUGCAUUGGUCAUAGGAGAAUCGCUUCCGUUAUUGUUCUUCUCUGUUUUGAAUAUGAUGUUGGUACAAGGAGGUUUUCCACGAUUUGAACGGAACUCCGUCGUGUCAUGGCUUUUUAUUCUGAAGAUUAUCAUUAGUGUCCUUACCGUAGUCGCUAUGACCGUAUCUCUGCCUCUUGCUCUUCUAAUGAGGUUCCAUCUGAAACCCGUGCUGCUCAUUGAAUAUGGAAUUUUGGCGUUUGUAUGGACAAUCUAUGCCGGGUUAUGGACCUAUUCGAAAAUUGCAAUGAGCUGGACCCGCACACGAGGCCUCACCAUUUCCAUUUUCUUGGCAUCCAAGAUGUUCUACAUUAUCACUCUCAAUAGAUGGCUGCUUUACGGAGUUAAGGAUCCAAGAACCUAUAUCCCUCUUACAGUGUCCAUAGCUCAGACCAUUGGAUCCAUAGGAAAUCUCAUUGAAUGGAGAAAGCACAAGUAA